Lolium rigidum is the source of this 1496-nucleotide messenger RNA. Its product is annotated as transcription termination factor MTERF8, chloroplastic-like. The transcript has a single exon. Bases 1 to 1182 code for a protein of 393 amino acids. Gene Ontology annotation, biological process: regulation of DNA-templated transcription; chloroplast organization. NCBI's taxonomy places the organism in Eukaryota, Viridiplantae, Streptophyta, Magnoliopsida, Poales, Poaceae. Gene Ontology annotation, molecular function: double-stranded DNA binding. The record is from RefSeq and is a predicted model, not a curated record. Gene Ontology annotation, cellular component: chloroplast.
AUGUUCGCCUCCAUUUGGCGGCGGCGGCUCCUCGGAACCCAUCAAAUUCUUGGCGGCGGCGGCGGCGGCGGCGGCGGCGAUCCCCUCCGGAUCAUCCUUGGCACCAUCCCUUUCGCCCACACCUACUCCUCGUCCGCCGUCGCCGAUCUCCCCAACUCGGAACCCUGCCCAGCCACCGUCUCCUACCUCAUCUCUUGCGGGCUCUCCCCCGCUGGCGCCGCCGUCACAGCCACCACUAAAAAGAUCCGCAUCCUGUCAACCGAGAAGGCCGACGCCGUGCGUGCCCUCCUCAGAGACCAUGGAUUCGACGACAACGACAUCGUCCGGACUGUUCGCAGCGCCCCGACGAUCCUCCUCGCCGAUCCCGAACGGGUCAUCCUCCCCAAGAUCCAGUUUUUCGCCUCCCUCGGCUUCGAGCCCCGCAAGCUCGCUACCGCGCCUCUCCUCCUCACGCGCAGCCUCGACGAGCACCUCGUCCCCUCUAUCCAGUUCCUCCGCGGCGUCAUCGGCAGCGAGGACGACCUCCGCCUCGGCUUCUCCCGCGCCCCCCGGGCUCUCCUGGCGGACGUCGAGAAAGACAUGCGCCCCGUCGUGGAAGCCCUCCGCCGCUGCGGCUUCACCGAUGCGGCCAUUUCGGAGCUCCUCGUCACCCAGAUGGGCGUGCUCUUGACGUCGCCGGAUCGCAUCAGCGAAGUCUUCGAGCAACUCAAGGCAAUCGGUAUGUGCAUCUCGGACCCGCGCUUCAUGCACUGCUUCCGUGAGAUGUGCCGCCUGAAGAAGGACGCAUGGCUGCGGAAGCUGGCAUUGUACCAGAGCUUCGGGCUGUCGGAGGGUGAGGUGCUCGAGAUCUUCAAGGCGCAGCCCAUGAUACUGCAAUUCGGCAACAAGAACAUGGAAAAGAAGGUCCGGUUCUUGCUGGACGAGCUGAAGCUUGGAACAAGCUUUAUAAUUGCACAUCCUGAGAUUCUGUGUUCUGGCUUGAACGAGUGCAUCCUGCCAAGGUGCGCCGUGCUGUUUGUGCUGAUGAGGGAGGGGAAGAUCCAGAGAGGUAUCGAGUUGGUUGAGGCAUUGCUGGUCGAUUCAAGUGUUUUCUCGGAGAGAUAUGUCUUGAGCCAUGCCGAUGAUGUGCCAGAUGUUGUCAAGGCGUAUGAGGGUGAGAUUAGAUUUCAAGGAUUCAGAUGAUUUAUCCGAUAGGACAGACUUCAGAAUGAUAUAAGACUCUGGUUUAGGCUUAUGUUAUUUCCAGCGCCAGGAAUGUCAAAGAUGAAGUCAUGAUCCAUGGUUUACCACUGCUUCAGAGAAUCAGAGGACAACUUGGCCACAUCGGUAGCCUAUUUGCACUCAGAAAGAAUUAUAUCAUCUACUUUUGUGAUUUAGCAGCUGUCAAUUUGCCUAUUAAACUCUAGAAUCAUAGAUAUUUGAAACUCCCUUGAUCUGGUAUGUUCAACUGCUUCUGCUAAUCGUUAUGCCUUUUACAUCGACCAUCCCAUUACUUA